GGAACACUAGACCGCAAUCCACUGACCAGCACAUCUGUAAGUUUGGGACCACAAGACCACACAGGGAUCGUAUUUGGAGGUAUUGGAACAAAAACCACGACGCAGGUGCCAUCUGCGAGACACGUUUACUACAAGAUGAUGGAAGAACAAAGCGAAGGAUAUUUGGUUAUCUUCCUACAACAAAUAUUAAGGAUUACUUCUCUGAAGGAUGAGAAACUUGUCAAAAAUGUGUUGGAGGAAGUAGAACUACAUGUGGGAACUUGGUUUGAGCAUGAGUGGUUCGGCGAUCCCCUGACCAACGUCAUCACUGAUAUUUCCCGGUUCGUCAGCGAAGGAGAGAUUGAUAUAGUAAGAAGCUACUCAUCAAUGAUGUACCACAUGCUGCAAGUCAGGAAGACUGCUGUAUCAGUAGACGUGAACUCCAUCAUAGACUAUGCUGAUCUGCUGUACAAUGAAGACGAGGGAGGUGAACUCUUUGAUGCUGUAACAGAAUAUGAAACAUAUCCUAAAGAUUGA
Messenger RNA from Spodoptera litura, 516 nucleotides. RefSeq lists its product as uncharacterized. The record is from RefSeq and is a predicted model, not a curated record. NCBI's taxonomy places the organism in Eukaryota, Metazoa, Arthropoda, Insecta, Lepidoptera, Noctuidae.